This is a messenger RNA of Zingiber officinale, 636 nucleotides long. RefSeq lists its product as uncharacterized. Bases 1 to 636 code for a protein of 211 amino acids. NCBI's taxonomy places the organism in Eukaryota, Viridiplantae, Streptophyta, Magnoliopsida, Zingiberales, Zingiberaceae. The transcript has 2 exons. The record is from RefSeq and is a predicted model, not a curated record.
AUGGGUAGCCAACUUGGGAUGCCUUAUCCUUACGGGGUUUCUCCUACUCAACCACCUGUCAUACUUUCGAAUGAAUCUAGAAGGGCGACUAUUGAUCCAUCUAUCAGCGACAAAGAAUCUCUAACGCCAUCAUCUGUUCCAGCAACUCAGGUGCCACCACACUCAUCACAAGAAGAGUGUGAAGUUGAGCUGGAGGAAAAUGAAUCGAAAAGAAGAUUUUGGUCUCCCGAUGAAGAUGUGGUCCUUGCGAAGUCAUGGGCAACUAUAAGCACUGAUGCAAUCAUUGGUAAUGACCAGAAGGAUCAAGCUUUUUGGAAACGUAUUGCUGAUUACUACAACAAACAUCGCCCCACUGGAUCUAUGACGAGAAGUUAUCAGCGUAUGAAAUCACAUUAUUACAGGGUUCUCAAAGACUACGAGAAAUAUACUCCACAAUCAGUUGCUCAUUACUCUAACAAGAAGGCAAGGACAUCCGAGUUAGGAGGAAACACUUCAACAUCAAAUCCAGAUACAAGUGUUGAUUUAGAUGACUCUGAAGUCCGCAUUCGUCCGAUAGGGCAAAAGGCAGCGAAGAGGAAGGGCAAAUCUAAAGCCAGAGAGAGCGACACAAUGGAACAUAACAUCGACAAAGAAUGA